This is a messenger RNA of Uranotaenia lowii, 7554 nucleotides long. RefSeq lists its product as uncharacterized. Gene Ontology annotation, cellular component: nucleus. The transcript has 12 exons. Gene Ontology annotation, biological process: regulation of transcription by RNA polymerase II. NCBI's taxonomy places the organism in Eukaryota, Metazoa, Arthropoda, Insecta, Diptera, Culicidae. The record is from RefSeq and is a predicted model, not a curated record. The coding region runs from base 154 to 7476 and encodes 2440 amino acids. Gene Ontology annotation, molecular function: DNA-binding transcription factor activity, RNA polymerase II-specific; RNA polymerase II transcription regulatory region sequence-specific DNA binding; zinc ion binding.
UAAAUUUCUGACAUUUGCAAGUUUCGUCCUUUAGAAGACUUGCGCUUGAUAUGCAAAUAUACAAAAUAAACAGUAAAUAUGGUAAAUAUUGAUAUAGUUGUUCAAAAUAGUGAUAGGUUCACUGGUUCAAAAAAGUAAAAAAGAAACUGUAACAUGAAUACGUACAUGCUUCGAAUGUGUCGCGUUUGUGCAAAAUCGGCCAACAAUGAGGACUCAGGAAAAAAACAUCCGGAAGUGCGGCUCGAAAAUAUUCAUUCAUAUCCGGAUCCUUUGAAUGCACACAGUAGUUACAAGGACAUGUUGUUCACAUUAUGCCCUCAGAUAUUUUCUGAAGAAAAAGAAAUCAACCGGUCUUAUUUACCGGAGUCGGUUUGUCCAGAGUGUCGUCAGCGAAUAGUUUCGGCCUUCGACCUUUACGAGUUAUGCAUCGACACGGAUCGGAAAUUGAGGCAACUAGCUUUAAAAGUGGAAGCAACUAGACCGGUUAAGGUUUUACUGAAAUUAGAAGAACCCGAGGAUCGCAAAGGUCUCUUUGAGCUGCUUGAGAUAUAUUCGGACGAAACUGGAAAAGACACUCACGAAGAUGACAUUUUUUUAAAUUGUAGCAGACCAGAAACACCAAACGAAUCUGAACAUGAAAAUACCAACGAUGAUAAAGCUGAAGAUCCAAGCGAUUUUGAAGACGAAAAACCGAAUAUUCUGGACUUAGAAGAAUCAAGCGAAUCUGUUUCAUCUAAACGGAUCAAGAAAUCAUGCGAUAAAACGUGGCUCGAUUGGAGCGCGCACCUUUCGGGAAUAGGCGUUUGCGUUAAAUUGGAACAAGGCGCAAAAGUGUCAACCGAUGAAAGCUUUUCAGAUGAUGAAAAUGUUCAACAACUGUCACCUAAAAUCAAACCACCAGCUCGCGAAUCGGUGUAUGGUGCCAAUUGGCCUUCUCAAAAAUGCGAUAUUUGUUCGUUUGACUGUAAAUAUCCCAAGACGAUGAACGCACAUUUUCGUUUUGCACAUCGAAAGCGGCUGCUAUCGUGCGAUAUGUGCGACUCGGUUUUUGUCGAACGGGAUAAAUUGGAUAUUCAUCAGGCACUUCAUGAAACCGGUCGACCAUAUCAGUGCCAUCUUUGUCCCACCAGCUAUCGCAAUCCAAGAUCUAUUCUUAUUCAUUUGAGACGUUUUCAUUCUGAUGAGAAGAAGGAGCCUGAUUCUAAAAAUGAGAAUUCUGAAUUGAAUAAUUUGGACAAUGAUGAUACUUCCGAGGACAAUGGUUCAGCAUUUGAAGGGUCGGUGCAGAUAAAAACACAAAAGAAGGUAACCCGGAAAAGGAGCUCAUGUCUAAAGUGUGACAUUUGUCCGUUUGAAUCGAAAUUUCCCAAGACAUUGCUGGAUCACUUGAAACAAAACCACGAGGCGCAACUCAUUGAUUGUGAGCAAUGCGAUAUGGUUUUCGUUAUGGAGGACAAAUACAAAGCUCACCUGAAAUUGCACUACCAAGCGGAGGAAACUGAAAACUCGGAAGGUAACUUUAGUAGCGAUUCAGAUCAAGAUGAGAAUUCAUCAACUAUCAAACAUAGAAAAAAACACGAAACAACCUGGCCUUGUUUCCGGUGUGAUAUCUGUUCGUAUAAAACCAAAUUCCUCAAACGAAUACAAAUCCACAUUAUGCGUCAGCACCCCAAGAAGCUGAUAAAGUGCGAUAAAUGUCCAAUGGUGUUCCUAGCACAAGACAAACUUGAUCAUCACAAAACGCUACACCCAUCGAAACGUUACUACGAAUGUCAUCUCUGUUCGAAAACAUGGAGCUCGUGGAACGCUUUGCGAGGACAUCUACAACGAGCCCAUUCAACACCUGCGAAACCAGUUAAAUUACCCAAACGAUCCAAACUAAGUGGAUAUGUCAACACCGAUGAAGCAGCUCGACUCGCAGCCAGUAAUUCUGAAUGGCCAUGGAUAGAAUGCGAUCUGUGUACAUUCCAAUCGAAAUAUCUUCAAAUUUUUCAAACUCAUAUGAAGGAGGUUCAUAAAGCGAUCAUCCUGCGAUGCAAUGCAUGUGAAUUAGUUUUCAGCACCCAAGAGAAACUUGACCGACACAUUGGUCUUCAUAAGGAUGGAGCCAUCUACGAAUGCCAUCUCUGCCCCAAAACUUAUUCCAAUAUUGAUUCGUUACGGUUUCAUAUGCGGCGGGUCCAUUCGCGAAAGAAACCCCAAGACGAAGUAGGAAAAAAAUUCCUCUGCUCCAUUUGUGGAGCAGCCUUUGAGCAAGAAAACUCACUGAAAACUCAUUCGAUUCGACAUACUGGGGUGAAACCACUUUCUUGUCCACAAUGUCCAUUCAAAUCCUUCACUCAAGGAGCGCUGAAGAUGCAUAUGCUAACUCACACCAAGGAGCGUGGUCGCUACGAGUGUGAAAUAUGUGGCAAAGCCUUUUCUAAUGGGUACGGUUUGAAGUUACAUACGCGAACUCAUACCGGUGAAAGACCCCAUCAAUGUCAAUCCUGUGAUAAACGGUUCUACACCCCGAAUCACCUCAAACGGCACGUUCGUUCUCACACAGGUGAUAAACCGUUCAAGUGUUUCUUCUGCGAGCGCAAGUUCUCCCAAAGUAACGAUUUGGUGAAACACAGUCGGAUUCAUUUCAACGGCAAUCCGUACCCAUGUGACCGGUGCGACGAAGCUUUCCGAUUACUGACGGAGCUUAGAAAUCACUAUAAGGUUCAUUUCUCAAUUGACGGUGCUCAGCAGUCUUCCAGUGGUGCCGAGGAGGUCAAAUUCAACAUUGUCAACAUGCUACGGCUAAGAUAUGAGCUGGAGAAGAAACGUGGUGCACUUCCGGUAAGUGAAAGUAACAAUGAGGCGGAAUGUAUAACAGAAACCACAGAAACUGAAAUCGUAAGCAAAAUGACUAUAAAAAGUGUCAUAAGUGCCCGGCACCUCAAACAUAGAGAAGGUUCUAAUUUAGUAGAAACCGGAACGGUGGUUCUGACAUUCAACAAGUGUUCCCCACCCGAAAAGGUUCAAGUUGCAUGUUAUCAAUUGCCCACUCGAACCUACUACCCAACCCCUAUGUUGUGUUAUAAAUGCGGAACUUUCGGACAUUUAAGCGACAAGUGUAAAAAUGAGCAAAUUUGUCUGAAGUGUUCUAACGAAACCCACGGCAAAGAUGUCCCAUGUCCGAAUCCUCAAAAAUGUAAGAACUGUUCGGCUGACCAUAGUGCCUUUAGUCGAGCAUGCCCGGUACGCAAACAUGAAGAACUUAUAGUGAAAACAAAAUACGACAUGGACAUAUCGUACCCGGCUGUCCGAAGAAUGGUCGAAGAACGAUCUGGAGCAAGGAGCUUCAGCAGCGUAGUUGUGGCCGGAAUAUCCGGUAGUGAAAACAGUGAAGCAAACGAAGAAAGACUACAGUGGAUAAGUGAGAUAAAAAAGAAAGAAGAAAUGAUAAAAGAAAAAGAAGUGUUCUACAUGACGAAAAUCGAAGAGUUGUGCAAAAAACAAGAAGAAAUGGAAAAGAAAAAUGAUGACUCUAAAAAAUUGGAUGAAAUGAAAGAAGCAAUGGAUAAAAAUGAAUACAUACGCCUUCUGGAGGAAAGGAUUCGCAGCCAAUGUGUACUUAUUGUGUCACAACAUAGUACAACCAAGGGCAAAAAUAUCGGAAAAGCACUAACGAAACGAACAUGGACUGACCGUGCUAAAUCUCAAGAUUCCGACAACUCGGACUCCUCAUCGCCCAAAGCUAAAGCACUAGCGUUGGACGAAGAAAGUCAAAUGGAUAUGUUUGAGGACUCGAUAUCUCAGCUUGCAGCCCAGAGAUCGCCCACAAACUCGUGUGGAGAUGCUGCAACGAUCUACAUGGAAGCGACCACACACACAUUUUCCUCGGGGAGCAAGAAACUACCGCUUCUAAACUGGCAUAAAUAUGAAACCGAAAUAGAAAACCGAAUUCAACCUGAUGUUUCUUACAGUAUUGAAGAGCUAUCCGAUAUCAUCCGGGCAGCAAGCGAAUCCUCUUCUAUUCCCAAAACCAACGAUACCGUUCAAAAACGUCAUAUCCCAUGGUGGGUUCGGAGGGUGGCAGAAGCGUUGAUAGUUGUUCAAAAAAGUUUAAAAAAAAACUGUAACAUGAAUACGUACAUGCUUCGAAUGUGUCGCGUUUGUGCAAAAUCGGCCAACAAUGAGGACUCAGGAAAAAAACAUUCGGAAGUGCGGCUCGAAAGUAUUCAUUCAUAUCCGGAUCCUUUGAAUGCCCACAGUAGUUACAAGGACAUGUUGUUCACAUUAUGCCCUCAGAUAUUUUCUGAAGAAAAAGAAAUCAACCGGUCUGGUUUACCGGAGUCGGUUUGUCCAGAGUGUCGUCAGCGAAUAGUUUCGGCCUUCGACCUUUACGAGUUAUGCAUCGACACGGAUCGGAAAUUGAGGCAACUAGCUUUAAAAGUGGAAGCAACUAAACCGGUUAAGGUUUUACUGAAAUUAGAAGAACCCGAGGAUCGCAAAGGUCUCUUUGAGCUGCUUGAGAUAUAUUCGGACGAAACUGGAAAAGACACUCACGAAGAUGACAUUUUUUUAAAUUGUAGCAGACUAGAAACAUCAAACGAAUCUGAACAUGAAAAUACCAACGAUGAUGAAGCUGAAGAUCCAAGCGAUUUUGAAGACGAAAAACCGAAUAUUUUUGACUUAGAAGAAUCAAGCGAAUCUGUUUCAUCUAAACGGAUUACGAAAUCACGAAUACGUGUAAGGUAUGAUGAAUCUACUCGAGCAUAUUUGGCGAACGCAAGCUGGCCAAACUUAAUAUGCGAUGGGUGCAGAUUCGAAACGAAAUACCCCAAAUCACUUAACCGCCACAUUACCGAAGUCCACAGCGAGACGAUGCUAAAAUGUAAGCUGUGUGAAAAAGUAUAUCUAAUUCAGGAAAAACUGUACAAGCACGAAAUACUCCAUGAACUAGGUGAUCGCGUCUAUGAGUGUGAUUUCUGUGAAAACGCAUUUGGCUCCUGGGGCUAUCUAAUGCAUCACUUCCGAACAAAGCACCGUCAACCUGGUCAAAAAGUGGCUAAAAAGCUCGUUGACUACGAGUCGCUUCGGGCAGCUGCAUACAACGUCCAUUGGCCAAGUUUGAAAUGCGACAUCUGUUCGUUCGAUUCCAAGUAUCCCCAAACAGUUCAAAAUCAUUUUAAGAAUGACCAUUCAGACCGUUUGCUGUGGUGCGAGCUUUGCGAGAGGGUAUUUUUAGAUCCCGAAAAGCUCAGUCGGCAUCUGGGACUUCACCCGAGUGGUCGAUUUUUCGAGUGCUUCCUGUGCGAUAAAACGUGGCUCGAUUGGAGCGCUUUACGGCGUCACCUCGAAAGGGCACAUUCAACCGAGAACUCCAACAGAGAAUCAUACAAGGAAAAGACCUGUAAAGCAUGUAAUAAAACGCACCCUUCGGGAAUAGGCGUUUGCGUUAAAUUGGAACAAGGCGCAAAAGUGUUAACCGAUGAAAGCUUUUCAGAUGAUGAAAAUGUUCAACAACUGUCACCUAAAAUCAAACCACCUGCUCGCGAAUCGGUGUAUGGUGCCAAUUGGCCUUCGCAAAAAUGCGAUAUUUGUCCGUUUGACUGUAAAUAUCCCAAGACGAUGAACGAACAUUUUCGUUUUGCACAUCGAAAACGGCUGCUAUCGUGCGAUAUGUGCGACUCGGUUUUUGUCGAACAGGAUAAAUUGGAUAUUCAUCGGGCACUUCAUGAAACCGGUCGACCAUAUCAGUGCCAUCUUUGUCCCACCAGCUAUCGCAAUCCAAGAUCUGUUCUUAUUCAUUUGAGACGUUUUCAUUCUGAUGAAAACAAGGAGCCUGAUUUAAAAAAUGAGAGUUCUGAAUUGAAUAAUUUGGACAAUGAUGGUACUUCCGAGGACAAUGGUUCAGCAAUUGAAGGGUCGGUGCAGAAAAAAACCCAAAAGAAGGUAACCCGGAAAAGGAGCUCAUGUCUAAAGUGUGACAUUUGUCCGUUUGAAUCGAAAUUUCCGAAGACAUUGCUGGGUCACUUGAAACAAAGCCACGAGGCGCAACUCAUUGAUUGUGAGCAAUGCGACAUGGUAUUCGUUAUGGAGGACAAACACAAAGCUCACCUGAAAUUGCACUACCAAGCGGAGGAAACUGAAAACUCGGAAGGUAACUUUAGUAGCGAUUCAGAUCAAGAUGAGAAUUCAUCAACUAUCAAACAUAGAAAAAAAUACGAAACAACCUGGCCUUGUUUCCGGUGUGAUAUCUGUUCGUAUAAAACCAAAUUCCUCAAACGAAUGCAAAUCCACAUUAUGCGUCAGCACCCCAAGAAGUUGAUAAAGUGCGAUAAAUGUCCAAUGGUGUUCCUAGCACAAGACAAACUUGAUCAUCACAAAACGCUACACCCAUCGAAACGUUACUACGAAUGUCAUCUCUGUUCGAAAACAUGGAGCUCGUGGAACGCUUUACGAGGACAUCUACAACGAGCCCAUUCAACACCUGCGAAACCAGUUAAAUUACCCAAACGAUCCAAACUAAGUGGAUAUGUCAACACCGAUGAAGGGGCUCGACUCGCAGCCAGUAAUUCUGAAUGGCCAUGGAUAGAAUGCGAUCUGUGUACAUUCCAGUCGAAAUAUCCUCAAACUUUUCAAACUCAUAUGAAGGAGGUUCAUAAAGCGAUCAUCUUGCGAUGCAAUGCAUGUGAAUUAGUUUUCAGCACCCAAGAGAAACUUGACCGACACAUUGGUCUUCACAAGGAUGGAGCCAUCUACGAAUGCCAUCUCUGCCCCAAAACUUAUUCCAAUAUUGAUUCGUUAAGGUUUCAUAUGCGACAGGUCCAUUCGCGAAAGAAACCCCAAGCCGAAAUAGAAAAAAAAUUCCUUUGCUCCAUUUGUGGAGCAGCCUUUGAGCUAGAAAACUCACUGAAAACUCAUUCGAUUCGACAUACUGGGGUGAAACCACGUUCUUGUCCACAAUGUCCAUUCAAAUCCUUCACUCAAGGAGCACUGAAGAUGCAUAUGCUGACUCACACCAAGGAGCGUCGCUACGAGUGUGAAAUAUGUGGCAAAGCCUUUUCUACUGGGUACGGUUUGAAGUUACAUACGCGAACUCAUACCGGUGAAAGACCCCAUCAAUGUCAAUCCUGUGAUAAACGGUUCUACACCCCGGAUCACCUCAAACGGCACGUGCGUUCUCACACGGGUGAUAAACCGUUCAAGUGUUUCUUCUGCGAGCGCAAGUUUUCCCAGAGUAACGAUUUGGUGAAACACAGUCGGAUUCAUUUCAACGGCAAUCCGUACCCAUGUGACCGGUGCGACGAAGCUUUCCGAUUACUGACGGAGCUGAGAAAUCACUAUAAGGUUCAUUUCACAAAUGACGGUGCUCAGCAGUCUUCCGGUGGUGCCGAGGAGGUCAAAUUCAACAUUGUCAACAUGCUACGGCUAAGAUAUGAGCUGGAGAAGAAACGUGGUACACUUCCGGUAAGUGAAAGUAACAAUGAGGCGGACUGAGAGAUUUUCAGAGUGAUUGGGAAUAAAAACUAGUUUAGGUCCAAUGUCUACAGGAAAUCUACCAUCCGAACAAUCCGU